AUGAGAGGAUGUUCCUUAGAACAAGAUUUAAAACUAUUAAUAAAUAAUUCAAAGUAUAGUGAUAUAGAAAUUAUAUGUGAAGAUGAAAAGAAAUUAUAUGGUUGUAGAGCAAUUUUAGCUGCAAGGUCUGAAGUAUUUGAUAGAUUACUUUAUAAUGGGAUGAAGGAAAGUUAUGAUAAACAAAUUUCUUUUCCAAAGAUUAAUUCCAUUGGAAUUGAGGUCAUAUUAGAAUAUAUUUAUACAGGAUUUAUUAAAGAGGAAUCUUUAACAAAGGAUAAUAUGAUUGAAAUUUUUUACGCUGCAGAUUAUUUUCAAUUAUCUGAUCUUAAGGAUUUUGUUAAAAAAUGCCAUUAA
Molecule: messenger RNA, 354 nt
Organism: Rhizophagus irregularis DAOM 181602=DAOM 197198
Lineage: Eukaryota; Fungi; Glomeromycota; Glomeromycetes; Glomerales; Glomeraceae
Source: RefSeq, a predicted model, not a curated record